Trichoplax adhaerens is the source of this 858-nucleotide messenger RNA. RefSeq lists its product as uncharacterized. The coding region runs from base 1 to 858 and encodes 285 amino acids. The record is from RefSeq and is a predicted model, not a curated record. Lineage: Eukaryota; Metazoa; Placozoa; Uniplacotomia; Trichoplacea; Trichoplacidae. The transcript has 5 exons.
AUGCAAAAUUUACGUAAACCACCCAAACAACAAGCAAAUAAAUUUAUCCAUUUAUCUAGGAUAUUAUUAAACUUAUCCAUCAUAUUCAAUCUAUCAUUUCAACAAUGUAUGGCAACUAAUCCUCAAACAGAUAACAUUCCCUAUGGCAUUGGAAAUGCUACCGUUACAAUUAUUGGUAAUCAAGCGACAAUUAUAAUUCCAUUUGCAGCCAACAUUAAUCCAGAAAAUUUAAAUCACGCUAAACAUCUCAUAUCUUAUCAGUGGUUUUCCUCCAAUUGCCAAACUGGUCAAGUCAACUUUAGGGACAAAACCAAGAGCAAUCCUUUUCUCUACAACCUUCCAUAUGGAGAAAUACACUAUAGCUUCAUCAUUUUUAGCUUUUAUACCUGUUUAAAAAUGAAGGUCAAUCUAACUAGCAUAAUUCAAGGUGAUGUUCUAGCGAGUAAUCAAAGUAAGGGAGUGGAAUAUGUAGAUGUUAAUCCUUACGUCCGUUUUUUUUCCUGGAGAACCAAGGACUACGCAAUACCAAAUGCUCCCAGAAGAAUAAGAAUUAAAGCCGACUUAAGUAAAGAAGGAGCUCAAGUACUGAUGGAUUCCAGUUCCUGGACUUACAACUUAAUUGAUAAUAAAUUAACCUGCCGGGUAAAGAUAAAAUCAAUCAAUCUAGCUGCAAACAAGAGUAAGUGCAUUAAUUUCAAGCAAGACCGAAUGAAUUUCAGGUCGUGUAGGGAAUUCAGAGUUCUUAUGGAAUAUAUAUUACAUUUUAUAGGGGGUAGAAAAACGCUAUUGUUAAAGGAAUGUCGAGAUUCAAUUAAUCCGUUCUAUAUCAUACAGUUCUUCAUCUUUCCUAUUGCAUAG